Messenger RNA from Sipha flava (yellow sugarcane aphid), 656 nucleotides. RefSeq lists its product as uncharacterized. Lineage: Eukaryota; Metazoa; Arthropoda; Insecta; Hemiptera; Aphididae. The record is from RefSeq and is a predicted model, not a curated record. Bases 1 to 519 code for a protein of 172 amino acids. The transcript is spliced from 5 exons.
AUGAAUAUCGGAGUCACAUAUACGUGGGUGGUUGACCACAUCCUGGAUCUUGUAAUAAGUUGCGGAGACCAAAAACACCGCAAACCAUCCACAUUUCAAAUUAUACCCUCAACAUUUUUUCAACAAGAACUAAUUGUGAAUGAUAUUUGUGUAGCAGUUGUUUUUGCCAACAUUGAUGCGAUCUAUAGAUAUCGCGAAGAGUUAACUUCAGUAGAGCUGGUUGGAGUAGAUGCCAGGUAUAAAACUGUUCCUCAAGUGCCAGGGAACUUACGAUCUUUCCUAACAUUUCAAGUACUCUACAAAGAUGUUACAUUUCCAAUGGUCUAUGCCCUUUUGAGGAGUGAAACACAAGAAACUUACUCUUCAUUAUUAACAUUAAUACGCAAUAUUUUACCUCUUCGUUAUAAUAGAAUCAGUUUUAUCACCGAUUAUGAACGAGGUCUUAUGAAUGCUAUUAGGGAAAUAUUUCCAGAUAGUCAAUUAGUAUGUUGUUGGUUUCAUUAUACAAAUAAAAGCUGAUUGUUGAUUGUUGUUGAGAAUCAGAUCUUUAUAGAAUUUCAACAGUGCAAAGAUGACUUUAAAGUUAGAAAUUAAAUAUGCAAAAAAGAGAGGGAAAAUUCAUCUAUAAUGAUAAGAGAAUGCGUACAGCAGCUGAA